Molecule: messenger RNA, 909 nt
Organism: Iphiclides podalirius (scarce swallowtail)
Lineage: Eukaryota; Metazoa; Arthropoda; Insecta; Lepidoptera; Papilionidae
Source: the annotation of a GenBank genome assembly
AUGAGUGACAGGAAGUUCAAGACCAAAAUGAAAGUACUUUCACUGCUGCUACUGAAUUUGACCGGGGCUUUAUCGGCUAGGCGGCCGCACUGCCACGCCUGCCUCAACGGAAUCUGCCACAGCCGCUCCAACGUAUUUAGCGCCCACAAAAUCUCCGGGCAGCUUGCGGUUGACCUCACGGCGAACAUCCUCUACUUUCACUACCGAACUAACCGCUCUGUCGACCACACUGGUGCGUUUGAUUUGAACGACGUCAAAUUCAAGGUAGUCCCGAAAACUGGCUUUACCUUCGGACGGGCUGUUGACCAGACCACACGAGACGUCUACAUGUCCGGAACAGUUGGAAUCUACCAAUAUAGCCCGUCAACAAACACCGCCAAAAGCGUCGGUUUCUUCGACAAGACAGUGUGGCAUUUGCAAUACAAGAACAAACUCUAUUACUCCGUGUUCCGAUCCAAAGGGAUCUACGUGUACGAGAAAAAGAAAUCGUACAAUAUUCCAGCGCUGUCGAGCUUUCGUGUAGACGAUUUUAUUGUCGACAAGAGGAACGAUAUUUACUUCAUGAGCGAUUCGAUGAUAUACAGAUUAAAAAAUGGCACGAAGCGCGCGGAGUUCUUCAUAGAUGAAAUAUUCUCGCUGGCCACAGAUAAAAAAGGCGAGGUGCAUUUUAUCCAGCCGGCGAGCAGGGGUGUGUAUAAAUUGGAUUACAGUAAGGACAGUCUGAUCGAGUUGGGAGCAUUCGGUAGGGGCACACCAUUUAGGGUUGUUUUCGAUGCGGACAACAAUAUUAUAUACCACGACGUGGACGAUGAAAGGAUAUACUAUUUGACACCUAACUACAGCCUAUGCACGGUUUCGACGAAAGGACGAGGUAGACACACAAAGAAAUAUGUUGCAGUGACGGUUGAA